Messenger RNA from Ilex paraguariensis (yerba mate), 870 nucleotides. Lineage: Eukaryota; Viridiplantae; Streptophyta; Magnoliopsida; Aquifoliales; Aquifoliaceae. The record is from the annotation of a GenBank genome assembly.
AUGGCAGAAGGGUUUGUUGAAAAAGUGAAGGGAAUAACACCAGAAGAAGUGGCAGAGAGCUAUUUCAGGGAACUCAUUCACCGAAACAUGUUUCAAGUUGUGAAGAGGGAUGUAUCAGGAAGGCUAAAAAGAUGUAAGCUACAUGAUCUUUUAAGGGAAAUUGCUCUUUCAAUACUGGCAGCCGAGAAUUUUGUUGCUUUGUAUGAUGAUCAAGAAGCAAGUGAAGAGAGUGGAGCACGUCGCUUAUCUAUCCAAACAAUAAAAGAGCAAAUAAAAUCAUUAAAGGGCAUGUCAGAGCUCCGUUCGCUUCUUGUGUUCACUGACUAUAGGAGUUCUCCAUCUUUGGUAACAUUGCCACCUGGCUUACGAUUGUUAAGGGUAUUGGAUCUAGAACAUACACCAAUUGAGAAAUUGCCAGAUGAAUUUGUGGAUCUGUUCAAUUUGCAAUAUUUAAGCCUAAGGAGAACAAUGGUGAAGGAGCUUCCAAAAUCAAUUGGAAGGCUCUACAACCUACAAACACUUGACAUUCGCAGAUCAGGAAUAGAAGUGCUUCCAACUGGAAUAACAAAGUUGAAGAACUUGCGGCAUUUAUUUAUGUACCGUAUCUACCUUCACCUAGGUGAAACUUUUGAAUAUCUUUUUGGUAUUCCAACCCCGCUAAAUAUUUACAAGUUAGAGAACUUGCAAGUAAGAGAAGCAGAUGAGGAAGACUUGUGCACCGCAAUGCGAAAUAUGAAUGUGCUUCGUCGAUUAUUUGUGAUGGUGAAAGAUGAGGCAGAAACCUUGCGAAUGGAUGCGCUCACUGCAGCUCCUCCCCCUCUGUUGGAAAAUAGGCUUUCCCACAAGUGUAAAUCAAUGGAAGCAAUAUAA